AUGGCGUGCCACGGUGCCGCUGCACGGGACCCAGUUUUAGUCGACCAGGAGGAAGCUGGACUUAUGCAGACACAUCUCGCCGCGAAGGGAUACCUGCGGACACGCAAAAUGCCUUGUGGUUCCAGUACCUGGCUGAACUGCGCGAGCAGCUUGAGGCCAUGUGCCCGGAAGACCGAUGCUCUUUCUCGCUCCUCCUCUUACGGCUCCUGGAUUGGAGAUGCACCAAUACGGCAGGCGGCCAUGUGUUGGGGCAUGUCAGAUGACGGGCACAAGAUCUCCUUGCACUCCUCACGGCGGAAGCUGAGCAAGAAAGGGUUGAAAGAGAAGAACUCUACCUCAAAGGGCUGGUUAACGAACACAUCCUGGAGCAACAACGUGAAGAAGGGCGACGCUAUCAGGAAUGGGAAAACUUUGUCUUGGCCCGAGCCAUGGAGGCACCGCGACACCGAAAACGGCGGCAAUGCCUUCAAGUGGAACUCAGCUCCAGCAGCACGGGCCGCCCGGUUCGAGCCAGGCGAGUCCAAGUGCCACCGCAAGCAGGGGUGGACGUGCAAUUCCGUAUGGUGGAAGCUGAUGACACCAGCGCCUUGGCAAGAUAUCGACCGCGCCCACCGGCAGUGGGUUAGUGGUGCCCUCACUGAUGACGCGGUGAUACAGCACUUUGGAAGCAAUGUCCUUGAGCUCUUCCAGGCCCAACGUGACCUGCGCCAGGAAAGGACUUGGCAUCGGGAGGACUUGGAUGCAGGGUUUGGGGCUAUGGCAGAACCGGGCGACAAUGAGGUGAUCUCGGCGGUCGACAACGAGGCUCAGGUGCAACAGGCUGUCGAGGACGUCCUCGCAACAGGGCCGGGGGUGGCAUCGACUGACGGCAAUGACGGAGGCAAUGACCGUGCUUUGUGGCCGUUGGCGUGUAUGCCGAAUGAUGCUGUCGACCAGGGCAUUGACAUUGAGUACUGGUUCAGGGGCUGGCAGAGAGUACAAAAUGUGGAGCAUGCAAGGGCGGUAGAAUGGCUUUCACUGGACCCUGUGUCCCAAGCUUCCAAGAAGAUGGGGAUAGAGGUGCGAGGCAAAGGUGGAGCGACUGCUGCCGACACACCGGUCACCUGUGACGAGGAGCUGGACUUCCUCGACUUUGGCACACACUUCACGACGCAGACCUGCUGCCGUGAGAUCAUCAUCAAGAACCACGGCCAGUUUGGUCGGAGACUGUCGUGGUCCAAGGAUAAGGACAAAGACAAGAAGAACAAAGACAAGAAGGAGGAGCCGAAGCGGCAGCGGAACAAGAAGGAGGUGGAGGCCCCUGUGGUUUUCCGCGUGGAGCCUGAGUCGGUGUUGCUGGACCCGAAGACGGCGUACAGGUUCACCUUCAUGGCUCUUAGCCCCACACCCGGCACGGUUGAGGACGAGCUGGUUUGCUCUGAGAUCGUCGAAAAGGGGGGAGGCGGCAAGAGCAUUUUCAGGACACACCUCAAGGCUACCUUCGUUGCACCGCAACUGAAGCUCUCGAAGAACCGGCUCGAGUUUGAGUUCCUCUGGGACAAGCAUCGGCCCAUCGCAUCCAUCACCGAGCCCCUGCGGCUGGAGAACACAGGACCCCUUGAGGUGCGCUUCACGGUACAGGUCCAGUACCCUUUCAGCACGGAUAUCGAGGAGGGCGGCAUUCCCCCCAACGGGGUGCAAGAGAUUCUGGUAGACUUUGAUCCCAGCUACAAGGUAGAUCGCAAGAGCGGCACCGUCAAGCAACGCAUGACAAUCCAGUACGAUGAGCAUCCCGCCGUCAAUGUGGUUGACUUGAUUGGCAAGGUGGUCUGGCCGAACAUUGAACUCGAUACGACGAAGAUCGACUUUGGCACAGUCUUGAACGACACAUCGAAGAGGAUGGAGGUAAGGAUGACGAACCCUACCGUCCUUUCUGUAGCCUACCGAUGGUGCUUUGCCUUGUCGAGGGAGAAGCAGGUUGAAGAUGCCUCCAAUCCACGCACGCCCGGCACAACCAGCCAGCUGGACUCCAGGACGUCCUUCCCGGGACGAUUCCAGGGAUCUGUGGUGUCGCUUACAGCGCACAGCGCCGUGGCCGAGGAUGGCGCUCUCAACAGCCCCGUUUCUACCUCGGCGAGCUGGGCCAGCUUGAACACGAGUUUGGGUCACGGAGACGGACACAAUGCACUGCAAGACGUGGAACUGAGCCAGGUCUUCGACAUCUUGCCGAUCUACGGACGGCUGGAGCCCGGUGAGACCCAGGUCGCUACCUUCACGUAUGAAGCCCUUCGCGAUCGCUUCUUCAAAGCUGUCGCGGUCUGCAUGGUGGACGGUGGCCCGGAGUACGAGGUCGCCUUGAAGGGCACUGCUGCGCCCUGCAAAUACAGCUUGGACAGGAACGAUUUGGAUUUUGGCGACAUUCCAUUUACCGAGGUGGGAGAGUCCGAGAUCUUCCUCUCCAAUCGGGGCCAAGUGCCUGCCAGUUUCAACUUCAAUUUGGCUGGCAUCUCUCGACCGUUCGUGGUCGAUGUGGUGCCAAACAACGGCAUCCUAAAACCCGAGGAGCGUCUCAAGGUCGUUGUGCGAUUCCGCGCCGGUAUCCCUGACCUUGUCGUUGAGACAGUCCUUGUGGAAGUUGCACAUUUCGAGCCAGUCACGCUCACGGUACGUGGCCUGGGGACCUUCCCGGGCAUCGUUCUGGACCUUCCGCGGAAGAACGAGGCCGAACACCGUCUGCAACUAGAGGCCGCCAGCCGGCGGCUGCAGAGGAACCCGCAGGUGUCUUCGUCCAGUGCCUCAGCUACAGAGGACGAUGGAGAGGGGAUGCUGUCCAAGCCCAACAGUGCAGGUGCCGGCAACCGGGGCCGGAGCACCACCGGCGGUGACGAGGAGCUGCUCUCCCUCUAUGGCCCUGUGGACGAGUCCCUUGCUGGCGACGAUGCACCGGCCGAACCGGAGCUUGACCUGGAGUUGGAAGUGGAUCGCCACUACCUCUGCGAGGUGCUUCUGAAGGGUGGUCGUGGAGAAUCAUCUGCUGCACAUCCAGCGUCGCCCUUGGCCAUGCAGCGAGUUCCGUCCAUCAGCCCCAACAACCGGCGCCGCCGUGACGGAAUCGACUCUCCUCCUGUAACUGCAGCGCAUUAUGUUUGCGAUUUCGGCCACAUCCCUUUGGGACAGAUCAGCACCCGGAAAGUGAACAUCCACAACUGCUGUGCGGAACCUGUCUCUCUCUUCCUGGACAAGAAGCUCUUGCGAGAGAAUGGCUUCCUGGUGGAGCCGGACUCCAUCAAGCCGCUCCAACCGGGCAAGAGCUGUCUGCUCCAGGUCUCCGCCACACGCGGGCGUGACGAACCUGAAGGAACGAUGGAGCUUGAGUGGAAUCUGCCGGUGAGGGGUGGACCGAACUACAAAGUUCAGCUCGUGGCAGACUUCGUCUUGCCUGACCUGGUUCUCUCGACCGAGUUCAUCGACUUUGGCCGCAUUAUCGUCGGUCAUCGGAAGCGCGUGAUGCUGAUGUUUGAGAACACGAAAGCCAUCCCCGUGGAGUGGGCCUACGCGGAGCCCAAGAGCCACAUCGGCCGAUCGUCUGAGCCGGCCUUUGACCUGACUCCUUCCAGCGGAGUGUUACAGCCUGGGGAGAGGAAGGUGCUCACUGCAUCCUUUGCACCCGAUGCUGCGCAAGUCUUCACAGGCACGCUGCAGAUCCGAAUGCGCGACAACCAGCGCCGGAAGUCGAUCGUUGUGACGGGUCGCGGAGAUGUUCUACGCUUGGAGGUCCGGCCCAGCCUGAGCUACACGCUUGGCCCUGUCAUGCCGAAUGGCGAGGGAUGCUCCGAGGAGUUCUGGCUCGUCAACCCCACCGACUAUCCCAUCGAGGUUUUCAGCACCGAGUUCGAUGAGAAGUACUUGGCCGAGGAGCGGGCUCUCGCAGACUACGAUGGCUACCACCGUGGCACAGCAGAGGUGCCGCUCCGGCAACCGGGCGAUGGCAUGUGGAAGCAGGUUGCCAGCCGAGUUGUCGAGAUUCGCAAAGCGCGGAAAGAGGAGGCGGAAGCGGCCAAGGCGGCCAAAGAGGAGGAAGAGGAGGAGCAGCCGCCGCCGGAGGCGGAUCCUGAGGCUGAAGCCCUGGAAGCGCGUGCCGCCGAGGAGCUCUUGGCACUUGAGGCCAUCGCAGAGCAGCCAGAUCCUCCAGAGGAGAUGGACGCAUCGGUGUAUCCUUACCGCGUCAACGGCCCGGACCGCGUGAAUGCCAUCCUUGUCGGGCCGCCCAAGUCCGGCAUGUCCACGCUUGCCCGGACAUUGUGCAAGGAGGACAGCCGGCGCUUGCUGAAGAUCGAUGCAGUCCUGGACUGGGCCCGAGAGGCUCCGCCGUGCCUCCACAACGACUGGAAUGCUCGAACCACCGGCAAGAAGCUCCAAGGAGGCCAGACCGUGACCGUUCAUGAGGUCGCUCACUUGCUGAAGAAGCGCUCGCAGCUGGCGGACUGCAACACUGGGAUCAUCUUGGAUGGGCUAGAGAGCCAGCAUCUACAGCCCAAUGAGGUCGUCGAGGCCCUGAUCGAAGGGUUCAAGGCCGAGAAGGUGGUUUUGAUCACCGUGGAUCUUCCCAGCCAGGAGCAGAAGUUAGGGGACGAAGAGGGGGAGACAACAGAGGAAGCCGACGCCGAGAAGGAGCCAGCGGAGAAGGCCCCGGCGGCGGAGGCCGAAGGCGAUGCUGUGGAGCAGCCCUUAGUGCUGCGGCCUUCGGCACCGGCACAGGCCUUGUCGCGCAUCUACACGUCGCUGCAGACAGAGCUGAAAGACUAUACGCAGGAGCUCCGAGCGGGCCUUCCAGCCCUCGAGGCAGCACAGAAGGCUGCAGAGGAGGCUCUUGCAGAGCUGAUGGCGGAGAAGGAUCAAGAACCUGUUGAGCCGGGAGCUACUUUGGAUCCCAAGCUCUUGGAGCCCGAGGAGGAGGUUGAAGCAAAGCAGGCUGCCAUCCUCCAAGCCAAGAAGGCCCUCGCAGAGGCCAAGCGCGACUUGGAGUUUGCCCAGGCAGACCUGGCAAGCGCAGAGGCCGCCGUCGGGUGGAAGCCCCCUGAGGUCGAGGUCGAUCCGGAAAUCGCCGCCGCCUUGGAAGCCAUGAAGGAGCCGGAGAAGCCACCGUCUGCCAAUCCCAAGGCCAAAGCGAAAGCCAAGGAGAAGCCUGAGGAGGAAGAGCCUCCAGCGCCCGCAGAGGAACCAGCAGCAGCGCUUCUAACAAAGCGUGUUGCAUCGAUCGAGCAAGAGCUCCGCCGGCAGCAGAUGGCGUCAGCAUCAUCAGCUCCUUCAGUGGUCAUUGCAGCUCCUGGCGGCUUUGUGCCUGCACCGCCCACCGAGAAUGUCGCUUUGUUGAAGUUUGUCCGGGUGCAACUACUCGGCGGCUGGACCGUGGCGAGGCUGGUCACCGGAAAAUCGUACGACCUCCACGCUAAAGCUCGCGUGACCUCUUACCAGAAGCCGUGCCACUACGGGUUGCCUCCGGUAGAAGAAAUUCCAGCAGCUUUGCAACCGUGGCAGCUGUGGAGCAAGGUGGAAAUCCGACCGGACUGA
Molecule: messenger RNA, 5550 nt
Organism: Symbiodinium sp. CCMP2592
Lineage: Eukaryota; Dinophyceae; Suessiales; Symbiodiniaceae
Source: the annotation of a GenBank genome assembly